Molecule: messenger RNA, 582 nt
Organism: Yarrowia lipolytica CLIB122
Lineage: Eukaryota; Fungi; Ascomycota; Dipodascomycetes; Dipodascales
Source: RefSeq, a predicted model, not a curated record
AUGGAUCCCCACAAACACACACUUUCCCAACAAGGUGAGAGUUUCAUUAGCGUGGUUUCCAUGCGCGGCGGAGAAAAUGGACGUGUGAGACGCCAGAGACUGCUAGUGCAGAAAGGUUUUCGUCUUGGCACGGAUUAUCCGGUGGGACUCACGAUCCUGGCUGGUGUAUGGAGAUACUGGCAAACUCACACGAUGCUUCUUCAUACUGCAUUCUUGACACUGACAUUUGUGGGGUGUCAGCUCAAAAUCUGCUAUAGUGCUGUAUCAAAAGCCGGAGGUACUUGGUCCACAGGUGGAAUACCUACUGAUCCAUUCCAGUAUCGCCUCUGCUAUACUACACACUCUUGCCUUCGGACAGCCUUUCCCGAUCAGUACAUCCUAAAAGCAACUGUUCAACGACCCUGUGGUUCCCCUCUGCGGCUACUUUCGGGUUCUAAAAACAAAAAAAAACCAACAAUUUUCCGACUCUUCAUUUCGCUCCGUUUUUUUCCUUUUUCUUCUCACAAGGUUGCUUGGCAAGUCAGCCAAGUGUGGAGUGGCAUACAACACACGAUGGGGAAACGAGCUGGUAUUUCCCGGUGA